Molecule: messenger RNA, 1946 nt
Organism: Episyrphus balteatus (marmalade hoverfly)
Lineage: Eukaryota; Metazoa; Arthropoda; Insecta; Diptera; Syrphidae
Gene: NTPase
Product: nucleoside diphosphate phosphatase ENTPD5
Exons: 6
Coding region: 190-1566 (458 amino acids)
Biological process (GO): nucleoside diphosphate catabolic process
Cellular component (GO): membrane
Molecular function (GO): GDP phosphatase activity; UDP phosphatase activity
Source: RefSeq, a predicted model, not a curated record
AAAAUAAAGAAAUAUUUUUCACUAUUGAGUACUUACUGGUUUUGUUGUAAUCGCAUCGCAAUACAUCCAAUUAAGUAAUUGAAAGAGUUUUCAAGACGAACUCUUCAUGUUAUUAAAAUGAAACUCAAACAAAAAGAAUAUACACAAGUGUAUUGUAAUAAGUAAAGAGAAUUUUCGAAAAUAAGUGUCAUGGAAGUUGAAUACCGACUUCUUAACCAGACAGAUGUGCCUGAGAGACCAUCAAGUCGAAGAAAAUCACAAGGACCUUCGAGCGGAGGAACCAGCAAUCUAAAACUAUCAUUCCUAUGCCUAAUAGUAUCGGUUUUGUUAAUCUUAGUUGUAUUAGGGGUCUAUAUGGAUUCAAUGAGUCCUAUUUUUGAAAGGAUUGCAUCUAAAUUUGGCUAUGACAAAACACAAUAUGCAGUGAUAAUAGAUGCUGGAUCAACUGGAAGUAGAGUUCUUGCUUAUAAGUUCCACAGAAGUCUCAUUGAUCACAAAUUGAUUUUAGAUGAAGAAAUUUUUAAGGAGCGAAAACCAGGACUUUCAUCUUUUGCAGAUUCUCCUCUUAAAGGAGCCAACACUAUAAAACUACUCUUAGAUGAAGCAAAAGCUUUUAUUCCCAAAGAAAAAUGGUCUGAUACACCAUUGGUUUUGAAAGCUACCGCUGGCCUCAGAUUGUUGCCACAAGUGAAAGCUGAAAAUCUGCUAAACGCUGUCCGAGAUUUGUUUGCCAAAUCCGAAUUCAAUGUUAACGAAAAUGCCGUAGAAAUUAUGGAUGGUACAGAUGAAGGAAUAUUCUCGUGGUUUACAGUAAAUUUCUUGCUAGGACGUCUUUCUAAGGCGAAUCAAGCCGCCGCUUUGGAUUUAGGUGGAGGCAGUACACAAGUUACAUUUUCCGUACCUGAUCCAGAACAAGUUCCAAUUUAUGAAAAAUACAUACAUCCUGUGCAAACACUCAAUAAGCAAAUGUAUGUUUUCACGCACAGUUACCUGGGCCUCGGUUUGAUGGCUAUUAGACAUGCAGUGUUUACUCGUAAUUACAAAAAAGGUGAUACUGUUUUGGAGAAUGCAUGUUUAAAUCCAAUUAUUCACAACAAAACUUGGACGUAUUCAAAUGUGGAAUACAAGAUAAGUGGCAAAGAGAAUUCAAAAUCAACUCUAGAAAACCCUGUUGUUGAUUUUGAGGAUUGUUUGGAGUUAGUUAAAAGUCAAGUGAUGCCUCUUAUUAAGCCAAAACCUUUUACUCUGAAACAACAUACUGUCGCCGCCUUCAGUUAUUAUUUUGAACGAGCCGUUGAAUCUGGAUUAAUUGACCCAUUUGCUGGAGGUGAAAUCACAGUGGAAGACCUUCGCAAGAAAGCACGAGAAGUGUGUGCUAUUCCGAAUGAUGACCAGCCGUUCAUGUGUUUCGACCUUACGUAUAUAUCUAUUUUAUUACGAGAAGGUUAUGGACUUUCGGAUUCCAAAAAAAUAAAGUUAUACAAAAAAAUUGACAACCAUGAAAUUUCAUGGGCAUUGGGAUGUGCCUAUAAUGUGCUCACUAGCGAUGAGCGCUUCCAAGCAUAAAAUAAAUUAAGGAUAAGUUUCUGUUAAAAAGGAGCAAGCUAUGGUGCCUUAAUAAAUUGAAGAAUUUAUGAUAUCUGUGCACAAUUAAUCAUCAAAAAAUUGACUUGUCUCUGAUAUUCGGUAAAAGUAAAACACAACGAUGCACAAGCGCCUUUUGUAUUUUAUUUCUUAUCGAACAACUAAAGUCCAUCGACAAUUAAAAAAAAGAAUCAUCUAGCGCUUAAAUCGGACAAAUUCACAGUUUAGGAACUACAGUUUUUGAUGCAGAACAAGAAAUAAAAAAAAUUCCACAUCAGUCGGUGCAAUAAAAAAAUGUAUAUAUGUAAUAGUAUAUCUUGUCGAUAAGAAAAAAUACAGUAAAACAUUUACAAAAAGUGAAA